AUGGGUCUCCUCACCUGUCCAGUCUUCGCCUCUAGUGCCUUAAGAAUCGAAGGACCGAUGAUUGUAAGAGUGGUGAAAUACAUGUGUCCGAGGCAUGAUUUCAGGGGGGUGUAUGACAGAAAUUUGGUUAAGAUGAUUGAGGAGAGGAAGACGGGGGGUUCGUGGUUUGGUCCGCCUGAUAUGACUCCGGAGCCGAGGAAGAGGGAAGUGGAGAAGAAGAAAAAGGUUCAGAGGGAGGAUGAUAUUCAACUCUGUAUUACUAUGUGA
Molecule: messenger RNA, 267 nt
Organism: Botrytis porri
Lineage: Eukaryota; Fungi; Ascomycota; Leotiomycetes; Helotiales; Sclerotiniaceae
Exons: 2
Coding region: 1-267 (88 amino acids)
Source: RefSeq, a predicted model, not a curated record